AUGUCGCCUCGUCGCUCCUCGAGGGCCCGCACCACACAGCCCUCUCCUGCCCUCCUCCAACACACCAACUCCAGCUCCUCAAACUCCACUACUCGCGAAAGAAGCACUCGCUCAAACCACAAAAACCCUUCUCCCCAUGGCUCAUCCGGCCAUCGAUCCCAGUCCGUCGACGACGCCGAACACGGCUCGAGGGUCGACCUUCCACAAACGCGCCAGCGCCAGCGCGCCCGCGAAGACGAAGAUGACGAAGAUCCGCCCCGAGCGGGAGACGAUGAAGCGUUCGAUGAAGAUGAAGAGGAGGAAAUCACUCGGUGUCUGUGUGGACAGCAGGACUACCCAGGCUUGCCUCACUCCCGUCGCGAAGCUCUGACCCGCGGUGUCGUCAAGUCAGAGGGUGGCCAUCCACCUACAGACUCCUCUGAUAUGCUUUCCGAUGACGUCGGGAGCAUGUUCAUUCAGUGUGACUCCUGCAAAGUAUGGCAGCACGGUGGCUGCGUCGGGAUUAUGGACGAGGAGGCGAGUCCCGACGAAUAUUUCUGCGAAGAGUGCCGAAAGGAUCUGCACAAGAUCCGCGGCGAACCCAAUGGCUCACGCUCAUCCACCUACCUCCCUGUCCAGCCGCCGUCGUCGCCCGCGCCCUCCUCUCGGGCUUCUUCACGAGAUAUCUCCCGACGUUCAAAGGACCCAAAAUCGCGAAAUAGCGAGGGUGCGUCGAAUCCCAAGCGGCGAUCAACUAUGAAUAGCCGUGAUGCUGCUUACGACGAGGAGGAACAACUUCGGCGAGCAAUUGAGGAGAGCAAAGAAGAUACGAAGAGUAUCCCCGACGACACAUCUACAACCCGCCGCGGCAAGCGAAGCCGUAGUGAUAGCGAAGUCAACAGAAACGGCUCGAAACGUCCGCGCACGAGUUCCCCCUCCCCCACAGCUGUGUCAAAACAGAGCAACCCCGCAUCUCAGCCUCCUUCCGAUGACGAGUCCAAGGCGAAGCCUGCAACAAACGGGACUCGACGACACAGAGCCACCUCUCGGGGCCAGCGCGAUAAAGAACCCGCUAAGGAGACUGAAGAGGUCGAAACGGAAGCUCCAGAAGCCGCGAACCGUCGGAAAGAGAGGCCAAGCCGCCGCAAAGGAGAGGAAUCCGAACAUGAACCGGGAUCUCCGACGAAGCCGGUGCUGAACGAGCCUGAGCCGGUCCAACCCAGUCCGAAUACUCCCACCCCCAAAGAACCAACGCCUGUUCGGCCAUCAACGCGCAAGUCGGGACGCCCGACUGCCAGGCGGGGCGGCCGGGUGGGUCGCAACCAAUACACCAAAGACCGCGAUGCCAAUGGCAAUGGAACCGAGUCUCCUCGCCGGGGCCAGUCUCAUGAUAUCGGCGGAGAUUCGCCCCGAGUUGGCAACAACGGCCCCAAUGGCAUGCACGUUAAUGGAGAAACUAGUCGACCGAGCAAGCCUCGUCACAUGCACCCCCAGCGAACCACCAUGAAUGAGAUGAAGCGACGCGUGGCCGCCAUCUUGGAAUUUAUCUCACGAAUGCAAGUCGAAAUGGCCGUUGCCAGCGAGAACUCGUCCACGCCCACAGGAAAUGGCGAUCGUUCACAGGGCCUGCUCUUGAAGAGUAUGGUCGAUCAAAUAGAUGCCGCGAUGGCAUCUACCACCAGCGAAGGCGGCGAAUCAGCCCCGCCCACGACAGACGGCGAAGGGGAUGCCCCUAUCCACGAGAAAGACUUCAAGGACCUCAGCAGCGUGGAAAUGAUGGACGUGCUGACCCGUCAUCUCCUCAAAUGGCAGCAGGAGUACGGCAAGUUUGGGGAGCGGUAG
Molecule: messenger RNA, 1821 nt
Organism: Penicillium argentinense
Lineage: Eukaryota; Fungi; Ascomycota; Eurotiomycetes; Eurotiales; Aspergillaceae
Exons: 4
Coding region: 1-1821 (606 amino acids)
Biological process (GO): negative regulation of rDNA heterochromatin formation; negative regulation of silent mating-type cassette heterochromatin formation
Cellular component (GO): Rpd3L complex; Rpd3L-Expanded complex
Source: RefSeq, a predicted model, not a curated record